Molecule: messenger RNA, 12961 nt
Organism: Helicoverpa zea (corn earworm)
Lineage: Eukaryota; Metazoa; Arthropoda; Insecta; Lepidoptera; Noctuidae
Gene: rhea
Product: talin-2
Exons: 62
Coding region: 565-11391 (3608 amino acids)
Biological process (GO): cell-cell adhesion
Cellular component (GO): plasma membrane; ruffle; cytoskeleton
Molecular function (GO): integrin binding; actin filament binding; structural constituent of cytoskeleton
Source: RefSeq, a predicted model, not a curated record
AUUAAUACGACUUAAACGCGUGUGUUUUCAACAGUUUGAUGCUUAAUAAUAGUUGUUUUAUUGAAAAUUAGUCAUAAUUUAAAGUUAACUACGCUAAUUACACUGACGAAAUUAAAUUAACACCAGCGCAGUGAACGUAGCCACAGGUAAUUGCUGCAUUAGAUCAAGAACGCACCGCGGCACCAGAUGGCGCAGUAGUACUCGUGAUGUUGUUACAUACCGUAUGGGCGUGUGAGUGCUUGUGUAAAAAAUUAAGUGUUUUGUGUUGUUUUAAGCGCUAAUGGAGAACGAAAACGGUAAACAGACUGCAAUGUAAAGAAGAGUUUAGAAAACACGCCAAAACGAGUGCCUUACUAUCGACUAAGUGCCUAUUUUAUAAAUAGUUACGUUUAGCUGCGAACGAUACGAAGACGAUAUACUGCGAAUCAUUGGUACCAAGUGACAAUCCACCACCGCAAACACAGACGGAGUCGUGACGAAGUCUGCGCGCACGCAUCGAGGAAGCUCUGCACGACAACUGGCGGAGGCUGACCUCUGCACGCACUAGCCCACUCCCUAAGCAGGAUGGCGGCCCUCUCGCUGAAGAUCUCCAUCGACGGCGGCAAGGUGGUGAAGACCAUACAGUUCGACCCUUCCACCACGGUGUAUGACGCCUGCCGCAUCAUCAGAGAGAAGAUCCUUGAAGCUAGCAGUGGUGAUCCAAAAGAAUACGGCCUCUUCCUGGCAUCAGAAGAGGACAACAAGAAGGGAAUAUGGCUGGAAGCCUCCAGAAGUCUGGACUACUACAUGCUGAGGAACGGAGACCUGCUCGAGUAUAACAAGAAGACCAGGAAUUUGAGGGUCCGGAUGUUGGAUGGUACGGUGAAAACCCUGUUGGUAGACGACAGCCAAGUAGUAGCUAACCUCAUGGUGGUGAUCUGCACCAAGAUCGGCAUCACCAACUAUGAUGAAUAUGGCUUGGUCCGCGAAGAGCAAAAAGAAGAAGUAGACCCUUGCGAGAAGCCCAACUUCGGCACUUUGACCCUCAAGCGGAAACACCAGGAGAAGGAGAGGGACGCCAAGAUGGAACAGCUGAGGAAGAAGCUCAGGACUGAUGAUGAAGUAAACUGGGUGGAACCAUCAAAGACUCUUCGCGAACAAGGAGUAGACGCCUCAGAGACAUUACUCCUCCGCCGAAAACUGUUCUUCUCUGACCGCAAUGUGGACUCCCGGGAUCCAGUGCAGCUGAACCUGCUGUAUGUGCAGGCCAGGGACGCCAUACUGGACACCACGCAUCCUGUCACCAUGGACAAAGCUUGCGAGUUUGCGGGAAUUCAGUGUCAGAUUCAGUUCGGAGAUCACAGAGAGGAUAAACAUACACCCGGAUUUUUAGACCUCAAAGAAUUCCUCCCCGCCUCCUACGUGAAAGUGAAAGGCAUUGAGAAGAAGAUAUUCCGCGAGCACAAGAAGCAUGUCGGCUUGAGCGAGCUCGACGCUAAAGUGCUCUACACCAAGAGCGCCAGGGACCUCAAGACUUAUGGCGUCGCCUUCUUCCUGGUCAAGGAGAAAAUGAAAGGCAAGAACAAGCUAGUCCCCCGUCUACUGGGCGUCACGAAGGACUCGGUGCUCCGUCUCGACGAGAAGACCAAGGAGAUACUGCAGACCUGGCCUCUGACUACCGUGAGGAGAUGGUGUGCCAGUCCUAACACGUUUACACUGGACUUUGGCGAUUAUAGCGAUCAAUACUACUCAGUCCAGACCACAGAAGCGGAACAGAUCCUCCAAGUAAUAGCUGGCUACAUCGACAUCAUAGUUCGCAAGCAACGAGCCAAAGACCACCUCGGCAUCGAGGGAGACGAGGGCUCCGCCAUGUUGGAGGACUCUGUCUCACCUUCCAAGGCGAAUAUUAUCCAACACGACACAUUCAAGUCUGCCAAAGUGAAUACGGAAUCCUUGGCUAAACCCGCCGUGCACAGACCUGGGGCUGAAGGAGCCAAGCCUUUCGCCGUGAACCACAUGACCGGAGCUCAACAGACUACCGUAUCCGGCCAGAUCAUAACUGGACAUACCCCGCCCGCUGCAUCACAAAUGCAGCAGACUAAAGUGAGCUCCAUCCUGACGGAGCCGCAGCGAGCCUUGCUGUCCACCAUCAGCUCAGGAGUUGAGAUCAUCAAGCAGACUGAAGAGGGACUCUCCAGGGCGACUCUCCCAGCCCUAGGCCAGGACGCGGCGUCCGUCAAGUGGAAGCAAGUGACGAUGGACACGAACAAACAGGUCGUGACGUCACAGAUCGCCGCCAUGAACGCUGCCACUGCGCAGGUCGUCACGCUCACUUCCGGUACAGAAGAAGUAGACCACACAGCCGUCGGAGCGGCAAUCACCACUAUCACCACGAACCUGCCGGAAAUGACUAAAGGCGUACAAAUGAUCGCCGCUCUAAUGGACGACGGUGAUCAUGGUGAUAAGCUGUUAGAUGCUACCAGGAAACUGUGUACGGCCUUCAGUGAUCUGUUGAAGGCUGCUGAACCGGAGACUAAAGAGCCACGUCAGAAUCUCCUCAACGCUGCCUCCAGAGUCGGCGAGGCUUCCACCACCGUCCUCUACACCAUCGGCGAGGAAACGGAAGAGGACAAGGAAACCCAGGACAUCCUCCUAUCUCUGGCUAAGGCAGUAGCCAACACCACAGCAGCUCUAGUCCUGAAAGCGAAGAAUGUAGCCGCCAUGUGCCGUGAGGAGCAGGCAUUACAGAACAACAUCAUCUCUGCGGCCACGCACUGCGCUCUGGCGACCAGCCAGCUGGUGGCCUGUGCCAAGGUGGUAGCCCCAACUCUUCACAACCCUGCUUGUCGAGAACAGCUGACCAGUGCCGCCCGCCUCGUGGCCCAGGCUGUAGAGCGAUUAGUCCAGGCUUGCGCCGGAGUGCCCGACUGCGCGGCUCCCGGCGUGGAACAACUCACGGCGGCUGCUCACAGGGUCAGCGAGGAGUUGGAGAGACUGCUGGCUCAUACUGAUCUGGACCGUCGUGUGCAACCGACAGUGACGGAACGCUCAGUAGAGAGCGUGAUGUCGGCCAGCGAGCGGCUGGUGUCGGCCGCCGACCCCGCCGACAUGGUGCGGCACGCGAGGCUGCUGGGGCAGGCCACUGCACAUCUCAUUACUAACAUCAAGACAGAAGCAGAAAGUCAGCCAUCGGACUCUCAGCGCAAACUCUUAGCGGCCGCCAAGUUACUCGCCGACGCCACUGCCCGCAUGGUGGAGGCGGCUAGACAGUGUGCUUCAUCGCCACAGGAUCGUACAAAACAAGAGGCGUUGCGCAAAGCUGCGGAAGAAUUGCGCUAUAUCACCGUGGAUUAUGCGCAAGGACAAGACAUCGUGGGCUCGCAAGUCGCGAGGUUACAGGAUUCGGCCCGGCAAGCGGCUUCAAGCGCUACACAACUGAUUACAUCGGCGCAUAACGCUGCGCAGUACAACACCAACAAAUAUACACAGGAGACGCUAAUGGAAGAGUGCAAGGCACUAAGCGAGCAGAUCCCGCGAGUAGUGGACGCCGUGCACGUGGCUAGUCCCCUUCCGCAUCACCAGCUCGACCUCAUCUCCGCAUCCGAGGCAUUCCUGCAGCCGAGUGGACACGUAAUAGCAGCGGCUCGCGGUGCCCUGCCCACGCUGGUAGACGGGCCCACCGCCAAGCAUCUCGCUGACACCACCCAUACUUUUACCACCAGCUGUGCUGAGCUCAGGUCUGCAGUAAGCCGUGCCCGUAUAUCCUGCAAGGGCUUGGAGCUGGAUGCUGCGGCGGAGAUCAUCAAGUCUUUGCAAGCUGAACUUGAUGAGCUAGAGGAGGCUGCGCGAGCCUUCGAGCUUAGACCACUGCCUGGGCAGACGGCUGAAUGGGCCUCCUCAACAAUGAAAACUUCAUCCCGCCUAGCCGCUUCGUCAACCGCACAGCUAGUAUCAGCCGUCCGCGCGGGCGAGUCGGCUGCUUGCGGCCGGGCCGCGGGCGAACUCGCCCAGUCGCUCAAAGACUUCACUACUGGACUCAGAGCUUCGGCUGCGCUGCAUGAUGAUCAGCCGAGGAGGGAGAGGGUGAUAUCAUCAGGUCGCCAAGUCCUGUACUCCUCGCAGACGCUGGUGGAGCACGUGAAGACUUACCUGACCACCUCCGAGACUGUUGAUACCACAUCCAUUAUGUCUAUUGCUAAGGAUAUCUCGCAGGGUCUGGAAUCCACACUGGAAGCGAUACCUUCCCACACAGAACUGGAUGUGGCCAUGGAGAACAUCAACGAUACCCUCAAUAUACUGAAUAUGGGAGAGUUCCCGCCUUCGGAUAGACCUUAUGGCGAGCUCCAAUCGGAGCUGAACGCUGCAGCGGUCGGCCUGAACACGGCGUCAUCAGACGUGGUGCAGGCGGUGGAGCGGCCGGCCGCGCUGGCCGCGUCCGCCGCGCACUUCGGCUCCGCCUUCAACCGACUGCUCGGAGUCAGUGUUGAGAUGGCCGGACACACUGAGGAUCGUGAAGCCCAGACCCUCAUGGUUAGCUCCAUGAAGAGUGUGACCGUCAACUCUUCCAAACUCCUGGGUACUGCCAAGUCUGUUAGCCAGGAUCUGACUCGUCCCAACGCUAAGAAUCAACUGGCAGCGGCCGCCCGUGCCGUCACCGAUAGCAUCAAUCGACUUGUGGACGUGUGCACGGAAGCAGCACCAGGUCAGAAGGAAUGCGCGGCCGCCAUCCGCAGCAUCGAGAGCACCCGCCCCCUCCUCAGCAGCCCCACGCAGCCACUCACCGAGCUGGGCUACUUCGCCUGUCUCGACGCCGUGGUGGAGCAGAGCAAGAGUCUUAGUGAAGGCAUGUCGUCAAUGGCAUCAUCAGUGAAGCGCAGCGAGACAGAGCAAUUCUGUCGAGCCGUGGGCACCGUCGCCGCCGCCGUGCAGGGCCUGCUCGAGUGCACCGCGCAGGCUGCAUACCUGGUGGCAGUCUCCGACGAGACGAGCGUAGCAGGUCGUCCCGGGCUAGUAGACCAGGCGCAGUUCGCCCGCGCCGCCGUCGCCAUCGACCAGGCCUGUCGGGCGCUUUGUGAUAGCUCCAGCAAUCAGCAGCAGGUACUAUCAGCAGCGACCGUAGUAGCGAAGCACACGAGCGCUCUGUGCAACGCGUGUCGCGUGGCGAGCGGCCGCACCCGGGCCCCGCACGACAAGCGACACUUCGUGCAGGCCGCUAAGGACGUCGCCAACUGCACUGCUGCUCUCGUCAAGGAGAUUAAAGCACUGGAUACUGAUUAUAGCGAGGCUAACCGCGCCCGCUGCGCCACAGCGACGGGCCCCCUACAAGACGCCGUCCGCAGCCUCUGCCAGUUCGCCGACAGUCCCGAGUUCGCUUCCAUACCAGCGAAGAUAUCGCCUCAGGCCAGGAAGAACCAGGAGGCUAUAUUGGAAUGUGGCAGGAACAUAAUCUCUGGGUCAUGCAGCAUGCUGGAAUCAGCACGGGCACUGGCGCUGUCGCCUGCUGAGCGGGCGCAGUGGCAGCAGCUGGCUGCGCACAGCAAGACCGUCUCCGACAGCAUCAAGUCGCUCGUCACUAACAUCAAAGAGAAGGCGCCGGGGCAGAGAGAAUGCUUGGCGGGCAUAGACACGCUGAACAAGCAGCUGCGCGAGCUAGACCAGGCCGCCAUGCAGGCUGUCGGACAGGAGCUGUAUCCUAGGAAGAAUAACUCACUACAAGGAUAUUCAGAACAGAUCGAGAACAGUUCAACAGAAAUGCUGGAGCGAUUGGAACCGCUCCGCGUGGCCGCCAACGGAGAGGCUGAGAACCUGGGACAUGCUGUCACACAGUUUGUAUCAUACGCGGAGCCCCUGGUAUCAGGCACGGUGGGAGCAGCCUCCCUGGUGACGGAGUCGGAGGCGCAAGCCGAGCUGCUGCAGCACGCUCGCACAGUCCUGGAGGCAGCCUCGCAGCUGCUGCAGGAUGCUAGGGCUGCGGCCGGCAACCCCAGGGCAGUAAACAUGCACGGCAAAGUGGAAACACAGACCAUGGCUUGCCGUUCAGCUCUCUCCGAGCUCGGCAGCUUCGUGCGCGAGCUCAGCGCGGCUCGCGGCGCCGUGGGACCGCUGCUCGAUACUAUGCAGAGGGCUAUAGCUCGUCUUACUGAUCACAGAAUGUCUCUCAUAGCGUCGUACGACGAGGCGGAUUCGUUCGUCGACUAUCAAACGCGCAUGGUCGGCGCCGCCAAGGAUAUCGCACGACUUGCCACAGACAUGACGGCGAAGUCAGCGACGGACGCGAGCCGUCUAGUGCAGCUGGGCAACGAGAUGUGUCAGAAGUACGAGCAACUCGCGCAGGACAGCGUCGGAGCGUCCGCCACCACGCCCAACUCUGAUGUCGCUAAUAGGAUCCGCGUAGCAGUAGUAGAACUAGGCGAGGGUGCCGCUGAACUGAUAAAGGCGGGCGGCCACUGUCGCCUCUCCGCCGUGCCCACCAACCAGCGGGCUGUGGCCGACAGCGCCAAGAUUGUUAACGAGAAGGUGAUAGCAGUACUAAGUGCUCUGCAAGCUGGCUCUCGCGGUACUCAGGCGUGCAUCGACGCGGCGGCUACCAUCGCCGCCAUUAUUGGCGACCUGGAUACUACUAUACUGUUCGCUAGCGCUGGAACACUCCACUCCGAGAAAGAAACGGACACAUUCUCCGACCACCGGGAGAAUAUCCUCAAAACAGCUAAAACUCUGGUGGAAGACACCAAGACCCUGGUCGGAGGAGCAGCCGGCACACAGGAACAACUGGCUGCAGCCGCUCAAAGUGCUGUCAGCACUAUUGUACAACUAUGUGAAGUAGUAAAACUGGGAGCCAUGUCUCUCGGGUCCGGAGCCCCAGAGCCCCAAGUCCUGCUCCUCAACGCGGCCCGAGAUGUGGCCGCAGCCCUACGCGACCUCGCCGCGGCCACUACGGCUGCAAGCGGGAAGCAUGUGGCUUCCCCUGAUAUGCAUCGGCUGAAACAUGCUGCUAAGCGGCUGUCGGACACCAAUCGUCGCUGGAGUCUCCCACUCAAAGCCAGCACCAUCCCCCGCCCAAACCGACGCUCUCUCUUGCGCAGCGACUAUAACUCGGCAGACUCAGAAACCGACAUCUUUCAAUCAGACCAGGAGGACGAGCUGGUCAAACUCCUAGACUACUCCAGCCAAGACGACGAUGUCUCCCCAACUAUAUUCCACGACAAUUGUGAGGAAAUCAUCACUUAUAUAGAAAAUUUGAUGACUAUACCACCUGUUAGGAGCCUCAAAAAUGAUGAUUUAAAUGAAAGAUAUAAUUUGGCGGCCAAAAAUAGCUUGUUAGACAUGGAUUGGAGGGUUUUGAAAUACGGAGAAAAUAUACUUCUAGGGGAGACUAAGAAACUAGCAGAUUUAGCUAAAGAUAUCGGUGAUAAAGUCGAAAAUAAACGAAAGAUAGACAUGAUUCAAAGAUUGAAGGCUAAUCAUGACUUAGACUCAGAAAUGAAACGACUGUCAGCUGUCAUUGAAAACUUAGAUGAAGUAGAAAUUAUCACACGAACUGAAGUUAAAGAAACUGUGGUUAAAAAUGAGAAUAAACCAGAUGAUGUUAAGCUAACAAGCCCAGUAUUCAGAAUUAAAAAGAUCCGACCAGUAAGCUUAGACAUUCAAACUUCACCAGACACUAAAGAUACGCUUAAACAAAUACUUAGUCCAGAGGAAAAACAAAAAGAUGAAUCUAUGGAAAUAAUAGUCAAUCCUGAAGUUAAGACCAAAACUGUGACGAAAGAUGUGACGGACGUUAAUACGAUGACCAAAAAGGUCAGAAUGGAAUUUUGGAAAAUGUUCAAAGAUGACACUGAAUGGUGGAAAGCGCUAGCUAAGAGAAAUCUAGACAAAAUGGAGGAAGCUAGGCGAGAUCUAGAAAGAUUCAGUGGACACGAGCUUGUCCUAGGUGAAUUCCAAACACAGAUUGACAAGUUCGAAAAUGAAAAACAUACGCUACAGAACUUCAUUGAAGAAGUUGAUAAAUCCAAGGCAGUCAACCAAGAUUUGGAAUAUAAUAAAAAGUACGAAGACAUGGUUUUAAAACUAAUAGAAUUCGCCAAAAAGGACUUUAUUUACAAAGGCUUUGAUCCUCUAAUUGAACAGCUAAAAGCUCUAUCUAAUAUAAAAAUUGAUCGCAGAAAAAAGGUUGAAAUUCAAGAGAUACUCAACAUAUACUCUCAGAUAGAUACAAGCAAAUAUACUUACGAAGAACUUUGUCUACUGGAAAGAUAUUACAAAGACAUUAUAAGAAAAUACAAAAAAGAUACGAGAGACAAAGAAAAUAUACCGGAAAAUAGAAACGUAUAUUCCACAAAUAGUUUACAUAGAAACAUAAACCGUCAGACUAAAAUAACAUUUAACACAGACACUAUGAAAAGUACCAGAUCAAAUCCGGAAAAGUAUCAAAACACCCCGGAAAUUUUCGACUUAACAAGAACAUACCCCUUAGAAUAUUACGCGAACAAUUGGUGGCGGAUUUACGAAAGUAUAUUAAAAAGUCGCGAACAACAAUUCGGCUCAAUAGACAAUUGGUGGAAUGUCUACGAAAGAAUACUGAACAAGACCGAUUCUGAAAACUUCAAUCAUUCAUUCGUUCGUUCCCGUUCACGUUCAAGACCGAGUUCUCGCAUGGAGGAACAAUUGAGGAUGUUAGACGAGAUAAAACAUGAUCAGUUUAAAGAAACGGAAGCUGUGACGACGAAGGACGAUGAAUCGGUGAUGGUGACCAAUGUGACGUCACUGCUGAAGACCGUGAAGGCUGUGGAAGAUGAGCAUACGCGAGGCACCAGGGCACUGGAGUCUACUAUUGAGGCUAUUUCUCAGGAGAUUGAGGUGCUGAUGUCCUCUACACCGCCGAAGACCACAGCAACCCCCGAAGAACUGAUCCGCUGCACUCGACAGAUGACAGUGGCCACCGCCCGCGCAGUGUCUGCCGGCAACGCGAACAAGCAAGACCAGCUCACCGCCGCCGCCAACCUGGGCCGCAAGACUGUCGUAGACCUGCUCGUCAUCUGUAAGGGAGCAGCGUACUCAGCCGAGUCCUCAGAACUCCAAACCCGAACGCUAGAAUGUGGUCGUGCAGCCGCUACGGCGUACCGCGCGUUACUGUCGGGCGUGCUCGCGGCGUGUGCGGGCGACGCGGCGGCGAGGCAAAUGUUGCCGCAGCUGUCGCGCCACGUGGCGCAGACCACGGCCGACAUCAUUGCCACCGCUGAUCUGCUUAAAGGUUCCGACUGGGUGGACCCGGAUGACCCGACCGUGAUAGCCGAGAACGAGCUACUGGGAGCCGCGGCGUCUAUCGAUGCCGCUGCCAAGAAACUCGAGUCGCUCAGGCCUAGGAAGAGUGUUAAAGUUCAGGAAGCAGAUGAGAGCCUGAACUUCGAUGAGAUGAUCUUGGAAGCUGCGAAGUCCAUCAUUGCGGCCACGUCAGCCCUCGUGCGAGCUGCCUCGGCCGCUCAGAGAGAGCUUAUUGAUCAGGGCAAAGUAGCUAGACGUCCAACCUCAUCAUCGGACGACGGGCAGUGGUCCGAAGGCCUGGUCAGCGCCGCCCGUCUAGUGGCAGCAGCUGCCCACUCACUGGUGGAAGCUGGCAGUGCUCUGGUCCAGGGUGCAGGGUCUGAAGAACGUCUCAUAUCCAGUGCUAGGCAGGUGGCGUCCAGCACUGCACAGCUGCUGGUCGCUUGUAAGGUGAAAGCCGACCCAUCUUCCGAGUCAACCCGUCGCCUACAAGCAGCCGGGGCCGAAGUGAUCCGGUCCACGGAUAACCUGGUGCGAGCUGCCCGGGAUGCCAUACAGACUGAAGAGGAACGCUCUCUCGUGCUGAAUAGACGCAUGGUCGGCGGUAUUGCACAGGAGAUUGAUGCCAGAUCGGAGGUCCUCCGCAUAGAGAAGGAGUUGGAGGAAGCUCGCGGGCGCCUGACCGCCAUCCGCCAGGCCAAGUACAAGCUCCGCAGCGACACCUCGGGGGACGACACCGACACCGACGUGCAGCUGGGCUACACCAGCGAUGCCUCGCUACACAGAAUGCGGACCCCAAACAGCAGUUUCGUGAACACGACAUACAGCCCUAACAGUACUUACUCACCCCACACGACACAAACUACCCACAAUACCACCAACAUCUCUACCCACAUUUCUCACCUUAACCAGUCAAUUCACGGAACGCCUAGCCAAACUGCAAAAUCACCAGUUUCACCCGGAUACGGAUACACAACCCCAAAAAGUCCUACCGUGCCAGCCAGACCGGAAAAUUACACUCAGACCAACCAGUCGAGCGUCAACCAGUCGAGUAUCAACCAGUCUUACAGUCAGAACUAUAAUCAGACUCGCGAUGAGAAGCAGUAUACGGUGCAGAGUCCGACGUUCUCAAGUUUCAGACCUCAAGAAGAUCAGAAGCAGAAUUAUGAAGGAUUUACUACUCGAGUUUCUUCAAAUGACAGAACGAUGAAUCAAGACUACGAGACCCGUCUCUACGACACCCCCCGACCCCUGGACAUCCGCACCGAGCAACAAGAGACCUCGCAAUACGACUACAAAGAACACAAGUACUCCUACGAGGCCCCCAAGACCCCCUUAAGCCCUAAAUUCAACGCUAGAGAACUCAAAUUUGACGACAAAGAACCAAUCUAUUCAACACUGAAAAAACCCUUCGAUGGUGUCGGUCAGACCUUUUCAGAACAUCAGAAGUCUACUGAAGCUAUCCCCGGUGGGACUAAACAUUCUGAGUAUAAGAUACAUAGUGAGUCUUACCAGUCGUAUCCCAAAACGGAAUACAGUAAGAUGGAAUUCCGUGAAGAUGUAAAGUCACCCUUUACUUCGACCCCAAAAUUCGAUCGGUCUACUGAGUUAGUGAAGGCAGCUACGCCAGAUUAUGACAGAAUCGCUUCUCCUUAUAAAGAAACUUCUAGUUACGGGGGACCGAAUUACAUGGAAGAAACUACUACAGAAGUCAAAGAAAUACCGAACGGUACUCAGAAAAUUACAACUACAAAAAUAUACAGCUCAUCUCCAGUUAAUUUGACAACUACCAGUACUAAGUAUGAACCAAUCAGACUCGAUGGUAUCGAUGAAUUGUCCAAGUCAUUUGAUAAUGACUCGAAAUACAGCACUCUAGACUCUCGCUUUAACACUUUAGAGUCGAAAAUGAGUUCGGACACCAGUCGAUCUUUCAUGAGACCUUCAGAAUUCCAAUCCUCGGAUUAUCAGACUACCACAAACGUGACCAAAGUCAAAAAACCCUCAGAACUGGUGAAAGAAAUUGACUCGUUAGACAAGAAGUUCUCGAAACAGACCAUAACGUCAGAAACUAUUGAAAGAAAGUCUGUCAUGACCAGUUCUCACAAGUCAGAAUCUUCGUCGACCGUUACUAAGAAGUUCGGCAAUUUCUAAGAGUAGUGAUGGUGUCGACUGGCGAAGUUUCGUGAAAAGAAAUGUAUAUGAAAUAUAAAUUAAAAUAAGAUAUUAUUUAAAAAUCUAUGAGUAAAUGUUAACAUUUAAUUAUUUGAAGUAGUUACGCACUAAUAUUCAAUUUAAUGAAAUAUUUAAACGAAUAUUAUGUAACAUUUUUAUAUUAAUAUAAAUCUGUGUGUCGGAUUGUCGGACAAAAAUUUUAUGUUUCAUAUAACGUGCCUUAUGAUUCGCAGCUUGAACAACUUUUUUCUAUAAACAUUCAAGUGUUUAAUUUGAAUAUAUUAUAAAAUAUAUUUAUAAUAUAAUAUAUAACAGUGUACUCGUAGUAUAGGUGCCCGCGAAAGCGAUUCGUCCACUGAAGGUAACUAAACACCAAUUCUCAUAGUUUAGUGCAUAAAAAUAUAACUUUAUAUGUAGACUUUACUAUAUAAACAAUGUAUUUUGUACCCGCCAUUAUGUAUAUUCAGUAAUACGACAAAUUACUCCGAAAACUCAUCAUCUGCCUAGCCUUUUCCCAAUUAUGUUGGGGUCGGCUUCCAAUCACACCAGAGGCAGCUGAGUACCAAUGUUUUACAAGGAACGACUACGUAUCUGACUCCUCAAUCUAGUUACCCGGGCAACCCAAAACGCCUAUGUAAGGCUGCUUGUCAGACUUACUGGCUUCUUACUACCCGUAACGACUGCCAAAGAUAUUCAAUAACAGCAGUCCAAAAACUGAAGUUUCGGAGUAAUUUCUCGUUAAUAUAUACAGACAAGUAUAAAUAAAUAUAAGUGUAUUGACAAAACCAGCGCUAUAAUAAGCUGACGUUUGAAUAUUCUUACCAGAAAUUAUAAUUAUAAGAAAAUAUAAAAUGCCUUAUAUGGUAAUUACCUGAAAUGGUAAAAUAUUACCUUGUAUGGUAAAUUAUAGGACGUUACCACGAGCAAAUAGUUCGUGUCGGGCUAAAGCGUGUCUUAUUAAUAUUAAUUGUAAUACUGUACUAUUUGUAAUCGAUAUUCUUGUAUAAGCCGUAGUUAAAAUCGCUCAGAAAAAAAAACUCCAAAAUAUAUUUAUCUAUGUGUCGAAUUUGUGUCAGAAAUCCGACAUUUUAGAGAAAAUACGGCAAAAUUAAAUUUUAUUCCGAAACUGUUAACUUUACAUGAUGUCAUGUUUCAGUUUUAAGAAAUCUGACAUUCGUUUUGAAUAUUUUAAUAUUUGAAAAUAUUUUUUUUAAUCUGACAACACUAGUGGCCAUUCUGAUAGACCAUAUUGGCUUUUUCUGAGCGCUUUUACAUACGAAAUUAACUUGUAAACUCAUAAUAUAUACUAUUAUAUUAUACUAAUUAAUGAUAGCUAUAUACACACUAUUUACUAGUUUUUGAUACAUCUUGAGUACAUCAAUAAAAAAAUCUCUUUAAAACCAAAUGGAACGUAAUUUUACUAAUUUUUAUUGUUUAAACGAAUCACUUGGUAUUUUAUUUGUUAAUAUUAUGUUGAAUUUUAUGUACGGUAGCUAGAUGUAAGCUUGUAUGGUGAUCGUGUCAAUGUAAUAAACUUGUAACUAAUAUA